GUCGGCGUAUUAAUACACCAAAACUGACGUGGCCACCACCAUCUUGGAAGUAAACUUGUGGCAGAAAACGUUGCAUAUUUUUCUGUUAGUCGUUGAAACUAACUCAAAAGUAGCAAGUUUCAUUUAGUAAUUAUACAAUUAAUAAGCAGAAUGGUGCUGCUUGCGUCUGCUGUGUGCAAUAAGUCUGGGAAAGCCAUCAUUUCUCGCCAGUUUGUCGAGAUGACGCGGUCCCGCAUCGAAGGCCUUCUGGCUGCGUUUCCAAAGCUGAUGAACACGGGAAAGCAGCACACGUUUGUGGAGACUGAGAGCGUGCGCUACGUGUACCAGCCGCUGGAGAAACUCUACAUCCUGCUCAUCACCACCAAGGCCAGCAACAUUCUCGAGGACCUGGAGACACUCAGACUCUUCGCUAAAGUGAUCCCUGAAUAUUGUCACAACAUGGAGGAAGCGGACAUUGUCGAACAGUCAUUUUCUUUGAUAUUUGCCUUUGAUGAGAUUGUUGCCCUGGGUUACAGAGAAAAUGUGAAUCUGGCGCAGAUUAGAACCUUUACUGAAAUGGACUCCCAUGAGGAGAAAGUGUUCCAGGCUGUUAGACAGACUCAGGAGAAAGAGGCCAUAGACCACAUGAGGCGGAAGGCCAAGGAGAUCCAGCAGAAACAGAAGGAUAUGAACCGCGGAACUCGCAGUGCCGGCUACGGACAGGGAGGCUUCGGAAGCAGCUCAUACAAGUCAGACUUCAUCUCCAUGGAUACAGCACCUGUUGAACCACCCAAACCAUCGUACACACAAGUCAGUAAGCCUUCUGCCACAGGCAAGGCUCUCAAACUGAGCACAAAAAAGAAAGACGUCGACACAUUCGUUGGGCAGCUGGAGUCUGAAGGAGAAAAAGUUUCAUCUUCAAACAAAGCUGUAUCAAGUUCUGUAUCUAAAAUAGCCACACCUGCCGCUAAUCAAGAGAGUAUCCAUGUGAUCGUUGAAGAGAAGAUUGCAUUGACGGCGGGACGAGAUGGUGGCCUGGAAAAUAUGGAGAUUCAUGGAAUGGUCAAGUUGAAAAUAACAGAGGACAAAUACACGCGAGUCAGGAUCAACGUGGUGAACAACGAUGACAAGGGAAUCCAGAUACAGACUCAUCCAAAUAUUGACAAGAAACUGUUCAUGGCGUCGUCGUGUGUUGGACUCAAACACCCGGAAAAACCGUUCCCUCUGAAUACAGACAUUGGCGUGCUCAAGUGGAGGUUCCAGACACAGGACGACUCAUUCAUGCCACUGUCCAUUAAUUGUUGGCCCUCUGAAAGCAGUAAUGGUUGUGACGUAAACAUAGAAUAUGAGCUGGAGAAACCUGAGUUAGAACUGGAAAAUGUUAUAAUAUCUAUUCCUUGCCCGUCGGGUGCUGGAUCACCGGUGGUGGGGGAGUGUGACGGGGACUACUCAUACGACACGAGAAACCGUCUCCUACAGUGGAACCUCCCUGUCAUUGAUGCCAGCAACAAGUCUGGAAGUAUGGAGUUCUCAAUAAAUGGUCAUCCUGAUGACUUCUUUCCCGUCAACGUGUCCUUCGUUUCCAAGAAACCAUAUUGUGAUAUACAGAUAACUGAUGUGCGACUCGUGGACGACAAUCAGUCUGUCAGGUAUUCGGAUGAGGUGAUAUUCUAUGUUGAAAAGUACGAGAUUGUCUAGGACCAAUUGUUAACUGAUGGCCUAAGUUAUUUUCACAGCUGGUACAGGAGACUGUAUGUGGUUAAGGAAUUGACGUAUCAUGGAGUACACUAUGCUGCAAACACAAGACAAGUUUUUCCGCAAUUUUAGAACAUGUUAAAAUAUAAUAGUAACUGCUGCAGAGCCAAGCUCAAGAGACUGUGGUUACGAAGGGAGUGUUUUAUGGUGUACAUCAUGUUGCAAUCAAGACGGAUGGUUUUCCAGCUAUUUAGAUGAUAAAAUAAACCUGCCGCAGAACUCUUGUGUGGUUGGGUUAUGGACGUGUGUACGGCAGAUGCUUGUUUGUCGUACACACAGACAGUGGGAAGUGUUUCUCAUCGGUGGGUUUGUGUGUUCAGGAGAAAGAGUUACUCACAGCCAGUCAAUUCUUAUGUAGAAUCUGUAGAAUUACAGGGAUUAUAUGCGGUUUGGAAAUACGAAAUUCUCUUUAGAAUUUAUAACAGUAGGGGUUGUUCGUAUUUAAAUAAAAAGGAGAAAAAACUGCUUGAAGGCAUGUGAAGAUAUAUGAAAAUUCUGCCAAGCUGCAUUACUGAUGAACAUAAUAUAUAAAUCUUGUGAAUACAGUUUUUUGUUUCAUUUGAUGAGUAAAAUGUUAGCUGUAUUUAACGACUUAACAGAAUUUUGUUCAAGUUUUAAAUGCUGAAUUUGAGUAAAAUUCAAAGUCUUGGGAAGAAAGGAUUGUUAUUUCUUAUAGGAGAAGGGUACGGGAUACAUUUGGAAUUUUAUUUUCCAAAAUAUCUAUGCACCCCAGUCAUUGCAUUUCUUAAACAUGUAUGUUACAUAAUCAGUCCUGAUAGUGGUGCAGUUGGGGGUGGGGGGUGGGGGGGGGGGGAUUAAAUUUAAAACGGGGUUGGUGUGGAAGAAUAUGGUAAGGUGUUAUUUUCCCAUGGUAUUUAUAAAGAGUGAACAUUGUAUGUUGUCUGUCAUUAAUGAAAAGUGAAGACUAUUUUUGAUGUCUGUCAUUGUUGAAGAGUGAACAUUGUAUUUUGAUGUCUGUCACGGACUAAGAAUGAGAAGACCCGUUCAGAUGUCUUGUGAAUACUUUUUUUUAUACAUGUAUGUUCUAGCAUGUAGUUUAUAGUGUCAAUGUAGGUUACUGUAACAUUUUAUCGAGGGUUCAGUCAGCAUUAAUGGGAAUUGUUAUAAACCUCACAAAACAAUUGGGAGUUCCUGUCUGUUUCUCAGGAAAUAAAAAAUUAAAGCCUUGUGUGGUAUCAAUAUUGACCCUUAAAAUGUACGUGAAAGGGUUGUGUAUUUUUAUUACGGUAUGAAUCGUGAAUAUCAUUUCAACAAUAAAGGCCAAGUUAGAAAAUGAAGACUUGUGUUCGAUCCAUGGGAGUUUGUACUGGUCUGAGCCUGAUAGACACUUUUUAAAGUUCCAUCCGACACUUGCCGUCGACCACCAGUUAACAUGCUAUGUUGUAAUAAUGUCACAAAUUUUACUUGCUCAUAAAUGUCUAGAAAGAUUUCUGAAAAGUCUUAAUGAUGAUAUAUGGUUAUGCAUUCUUUCUUCUUUUUUUUUAAAAACUGCAACGUCUCCCAAAAGAAAAAACCCUGCAUCUAGAUUCAACUACUGCCAGUUAACCCUUGAUAGAUUAUAGGUCCAUUUACAAAGUAUGAUUUUCAUAACAUCACGGAACAGUCGCAUCAGCUUAAUGUCUAGACUUGAGGUUCACAUUUAAAAUUGUGAUGUGUUUCAUUCAAAUUGAAUGGUGUUGAUAUGGUCUUAAGUUUGAGCCUUAAGUCACAAUAAAGGCUUUUUAUUUCACUCGUAUGCCAACAGACAGAAGAGAAAAUAGUAUAUUAAAACUUGUAAAUUUUGUUUUGUUUUUGUUUACUCCUCAUUAUUGUAAAUAUUGUAUACUUGCCUGAGACAGUCGAGGAGUAGAUAGUACCAAUAAAUGUCUCUUUUUUAUCCUUUUUUUUUUUUUACCUUAUCUUCAUUAAGUGUAAGACCGUGGCUAUACCAUCUCACGAUCGACUUCCAUCCUUCAGUAUAAAUGCCCUACCAAUGUUAGCAUUACAUCAGUGGGGUACAAUUACAGUUUAAUGUAGGGACAGAACACUCCGAGACAAGACUGGAUAUUUAUGAAGGCUUAUUCACAGAGUGGGACUCGCAUCUUGUAAAAUAUUGUGUGUCCAUGGCUAAAUGGUAUAUUACAGGCUUCUGAAAACUGCGAGAACGACGGUUUCGUUCACGCAAGUCUUGUUUUUCGAAACACAUUUUACGUUUGUGCAUUAAAUUUAGGCUUUCAUUUACGUCCCGUGUUGGAUGACUUGCUAUCCAGAGACCAAACCCAGGGUGGACAUGUCUGAAACCUUAGUGGUAUAGGGACAUGUUAAAAUACUCAAAAAGUAAGUUAUUUACGUGGUCAUGACAUGUUAUGGACAAGAGGAAAUGGGUUACCUGAAUUAAAUGUUGCUUUACCUAUAAAUUGGUUUACAUCAGUUUUUAAUUCUCAGAGGGCUGUAUUGCUUCAAAAGACCUACCAGGUACCUGAACCUGUAAUAGAAACUUAAAUCACACAGUAUCUUUGUCGCUCCCACUCGGGCAAUGCAAGAAUCGUGACACUCGUCAGUAAAGUAAAUUGAUUCUUCUACAUGAAUAAACUUUGACAAUCUCUAAUGUGCUCUAGCCGUAUUCUGUUUACAUGUGAAAAUAUACUGAUGAAAAGAAAUAAGGGAACAUCAAAUUGCAGACCAAAUUUAAUUCACUACUAGCAUAGUAAUGUCUCUAUUUUAUACCAAGUUGUAAUGUGGGACUGAAUGUCUGUAGUGUUGAAUGUGCUGCCUAUAUGUUCCCAGUCAACUUCUGACAAUAUAAAAUGAUUUUUGAUAGUCAUUAUUUCUUGUUGCUAUCGGUGUGAUCCUUUAUUUCUUUCUAUCAGUAUAUGUCUAGAGUCAGCUGACAUUGUCCAUUUAAAAACUGACUACCAUGAAUAUUGUUAAAGCGGCUUUCUCAUUGUGAAUUUGUGGCAUGCGAUUUGUCAGCCCUACAAAAAUCGGAACGUGUGAGACUAAAAGUUGUUCUGAGUUCGGUAUUCUCAGUAUGAUUCGAUUGCAUGCAACGAUUGCAUGCAACAAGUCCGUGCGUCUCAUUGCAUAAUGGUAACACCCGUUAAGUACUUCGUCUAAAAUACAUAAAAUAAAAAUACAAUGCCAUAGCGAUGUAUUUCGAUUGUUUUGGGGGUCACUUGUUUUAUUGUGUAAUAUACAAAUAGUUUUUUUAAAUCUGAUGCCACAGACCUAUACUUGUAGUCGAUUGUUUUGGAGAUCACCAAUAACAUUAAACUUAUAUAUAUCCGACUAAUACAGACAUUGCACGAAUAAAACCCAGCAUCCCUAUCUGAAACAGUCUGUUUUGGGUUUCUUUUUGUAGUGUGUAUGCUAGUAGAGUAUAUUGGAUAAGCAGCGUUCUCAUAUGAUUAGCCGCACGGACUUGUCUCAUGCAAAUUGUCAGCCAUACAAAACUCGGAACGUAUAAGACUAGUGUUCCGAUUUGGGUGUUCUCGCAAUUUUAUUCGAUCACAUGCAACAAUUCGGUGCGACUAAUCGCAUUAUGAGAACGCCCCUACAAGGAUCAAACCUAAAGAUGUGACAUUUAGGAAAAUAUGUGUAUAUUGGCGACUGUUUACCUGUUGAAAUUUGAUAAUCAGUUACAUAGGGUGCACUUUAGCUCUUUUUUUCUUCUAAUAUAUAUUUAAUCAAGGGUUGGGGGAUACUUGAGCUAAGCUCGGGCGAGUGUUCUACCACAAGAGAUGUAUGCUGCUACGACUCGGCUACAAGACCGUCGGUUGUUAUGAGAUGUUUCGUCUUAUUUGAAAGUCUAUUUCUGUUCAUUUAUUAAGCACUAUGUAUUAAUUAUUAAUAUGUAUAAGGGCAUAAACUUGUUGAUGUACGAUUUUCAAUUUCCGGGGUCCAAAUAUAUGAUGUACAUUAAACAAAUAUUUACUUCA
This is a messenger RNA of Gigantopelta aegis, 5672 nucleotides long. Its product is annotated as coatomer subunit delta-like. Bases 151 to 1677 code for a protein of 508 amino acids. The record is from RefSeq and is a predicted model, not a curated record. Gene Ontology annotation, cellular component: COPI vesicle coat; cytosol. NCBI's taxonomy places the organism in Eukaryota, Metazoa, Mollusca, Gastropoda, Neomphalida, Peltospiridae. Gene Ontology annotation, biological process: Golgi localization; retrograde vesicle-mediated transport, Golgi to endoplasmic reticulum; endoplasmic reticulum to Golgi vesicle-mediated transport. The transcript has 12 exons.